UCCCCUUUCAUGACAACACUGAUGGAUCUGGAAGUAGCCUCCCCGACUCCUGGGAUUCUCUCUUCCCCAUCACUUCCUCUGGGACUCGAGACAUUUGUCGUUUGUAAACUAAAAGAGAAAAUGGCGGCCCAGAAAGGCUAAAUAACUUGAGAAGAAUCAAAUCCAUUGUCGCAUAAUCUUCUUGUUGCUGUGUCCAAUGUUCUCUUGGUUCUAUUCAUUUCACUCAACAUUAGUUCAUACUCAUCAAAGUCCAGUAGCAAGACAAAAGUUAAGGUGACUGGCAAUGGCUUGGGAUGCAGUGGUUGAUCUUGAGGUCUUCAACGUCUGGCCAAGUUCUGAGCUCUCCACAACCUCUGCUUCAGCCACCUUCGUGGCCACUGGACAAAUCCACUUCAUGUGCUUGGGGUGAACAUCUCUUCAAUCUGCUUUAGCCCUGGUGUGAUAGUUUAUCUGGGUGUGUAGCUGCUAUGUAUGCUACAGCUUCUUAGAACCACAGAAUCCAGAGAAGAGAUAGUAUCCAGCAGGAGGAGAAGAAACCUGAUGCUGCAGUGAAAUCAAGAAAAAAGAUGACCAGAAAAAGCCUUUGGACUUGGCAAUUAUGAUCCCCGUAAACGUGGGGUGGAUAAUUUUAGUUGUGAUAUUUGGGAACUGAGAAUUCUCACCCAACCCAUGAAACAGAGGAACAAAGAAUUAUCACAUAUUUGGAAGUAAAGAAGGAAACAAGCAUUUAUGUGGAACCAUUUAUGUGUCGUGUUGUGCUAAGUACUUUAUAACUAUUAUUCCAUUUAAUCCUCACAAUGGGAGGGUUACUCCUACAAGUCUGAGAAGACAUAGUGAUUGUGGUCUGAGGACCUGAAUCAGGGAGAGUGGGAGUAGGUGUUGGUCACUGCUGAUUGUGACUCCCGAGAUGCUCCUGGGUCUGGAAGGAGGCAUGUUCUCAGAAAUGGAAAUUUCUUGACAGGGGACAAGGCUGUCGGCCAUUCCGGAUGGAGCCCCAAUGGAAGAUGCAGUCCUCCUCGUUCUGGAUGCUCUUUCUGGGGAUAUUUCUUCUGACAAAGACCCAGGCAGAGCUUCACAGCCUGGAGUUCCAGAUAAUCGUGGUGUUGUCUCCUCGGAUCCCACCAGACAUCUUCUUCAAUGGCUUUUUGGAUGAUCAUCUGAUCAUUUCCUACAAUAGCCCUAGUAAAGAUCUGAUCUUUAAGCUGGAUAGAGUCAACACACCCAUGCAGAACUUUAUGAUCCAGCAUUACCGAACAGAACUGUUAAAAUUAGAGACUGAGAUUGAUAAAAUCCUCCAGGACAAGACACAGUAUUACAACUGGACUGAGGAGACCCACACAGGGCAGGCCUUUAUGAACUGUGAGAUCGACAGAGGCAUCCUGGUGAAUAGUCACAUGGGUGUUGCCUUUGAUGGUGAAGAUGUCUGCCACCUGGAUAUGAAGGAAGAACGAUGGAUUGUCAUGAAGCUAGAGGAUGAGUUCUUCUGUCCCUACCAGAAGGACCACUUCUGGGCCAACACAAUUCGAGGGGAUUGUACCUUUUUACUAAAGCUUCUCUUGCAAAUUGUGCACUUGAAGGAAAAGACACCCCCCGAAGUGACUGUAUCCCGCUAUCACUCUCAAAAUGGCAGCCUCAUCUUCUCCUGCCUGGCCACGGGUUUCUACCCUCGCUCCAUCCUUCUGCAUUGGGAGAAGGAUGGCAAACUGGGCAUAUGGGGGGAGGAGAGCUCCAGUGGCACUCUGCCCAAUGCCGACUCCACCUACUACCUCCAUGUUACUUUGAAAUUGCCCCCAGAGGACCCAGGAAAAGGGUAUGCCUGCCUGAUUGAGCACAGUGAGCUGGAGAAACCAACUGUAUACCCCGUCCCUGGAGAGACAACAAAAAGAAGCUCAUGGGCUGUGAUCCUGAGUUCCACAGCAGCUGCUAUCUUUGUGCUGAGCUUGUUGGCAGCUUUCAUCAUCUGGAAAAAGAAGAAGACAGGGAUGACCCCGCUAAGUCAGCUGGAGUGUUCUUUCCCACCUCUUUUUUCACCUGCUCUAUAGCAGAAGACUGAGGGAAACUCUCACCAUAUAUUCUGAGCCAAGCGCGGUUACGACUGGAUGCUUCCCCAUGUAUUAAUGAUAGCAAUGACAGCCCAUGUUUCUCUGAUACUUUACAGUUUAUAAAACAGUUCUUCAGUAGACGGCAGACUGUCUCAAGAAGCAUUCUCUCCCCUUUACAGAUGAAGAAAAUGAGACCUAGAAGUGGCUUGCUAACGGCAAGAAGUUAGCAAAUUUUGGAAUUAGAGCUUGAAGCCAGGGAUUUUAAUCCUAGAUCUGGUGAUUUUUCCUCAUCCUAUCAAGUCCUGACUUUCCCCUUUAGUGGGAUAGUGGAGAAGAAUUUAGGGAAGAGAGGAAGAUUACAUCCCUCACUCUGACCUUCAUCCUCACCAUCACCAUCAUCCUCACUAACCUAAAGUGGAACUGUGUCUGUGAAGGAAGUCCAUUUCCUUGAGAGACACUGAUAUAAAGCAUCUCCUGUAGAAAUUAGGUAAAUAUUCCACUUGCAGCUCAGCUUCCCUGGGCAAUGAGAAUCUUUCAUUUUAGUCUAGAGGUGGCAGAAGGACCUGGAGAAGGGUCUCAAAUGUAAUAGAGAAUAUGAAGUCGCAGUUUAUUAUGGAAUGUAAUCAUUGGAUCAUUAUGAAUGUCUUCCUUCCAGAACAAGGAGAAUGAGACAUAGUUGUAGUAAAUAUUAGCUAUUUUUCAAGCCAACAGGAAGAUGAAGAAAAAGAAGCUGGCAAGUGCACUUAGGAUCUGGAUUAUAGUAAUUUUGUGCUAUUAUCAUAUAAUGCUAAUAUAUGAUAGCUAAAUCUCCAUAAGUCUCCACAUUAAAUUAGGAACCUUUUGCUUGAUGGUCAGGCUUUUUGGCACACAAGGCGGAUUGUUUGGGAUGGGGUAAAUGCAAAGAGAUGGUUGUUCAACAAAGUUGUGAAUGUCUGAUGAAGAGUCUGCAAAUAUUUUCUUGACAUAGUACCACUUCCCACUCCAUUCCAUGCUCUUUUAAGCUAAGUGAUUUUCUUAAAGCACACAUCUGACCAUGUCAUCACUCUUCCGUCUCCAAUAAACCUCAAUAGCUCCCUAUCAUUUCCAGGAUCAAAUAUAAAACCCUCUGAAGCUCAAAGCCCUAUAGAAUCUACUCCUCCGUGCCAUCUCCCUCACCCUGACUCCUUUCCAGUCUUCUUCACCUUCCUUCCUUCCACAUAUCUUAGAUUCAAUGACACUGGCUUCCUGGGUGUUCCUUCAAUAAGACACUUCAUCUUUUGGCUCCAGCUAUUUUUUUUAUGUCUCCAAGAUUUAAAAAAAAUUAAAGCUUUUUAUUUUCA
Molecule: messenger RNA, 3361 nt
Organism: Sarcophilus harrisii (Tasmanian devil)
Lineage: Eukaryota; Metazoa; Chordata; Mammalia; Dasyuromorphia; Dasyuridae
Product: zinc-alpha-2-glycoprotein
Exons: 12
Coding region: 987-2042 (351 amino acids)
Biological process (GO): immune response
Cellular component (GO): external side of plasma membrane
Source: RefSeq, a predicted model, not a curated record